Molecule: messenger RNA, 460 nt
Organism: Corvus hawaiiensis (hawaiian crow)
Lineage: Eukaryota; Metazoa; Chordata; Aves; Passeriformes; Corvidae
Product: cytochrome c oxidase assembly protein COX14 homolog
Exons: 2
Coding region: 160-318 (52 amino acids)
Biological process (GO): mitochondrial respiratory chain complex IV assembly
Cellular component (GO): mitochondrion
Source: RefSeq, a predicted model, not a curated record
GGACAGGCGAAUCCGCGCUCUUGGCCCCGCUCACCGCCGCCUUCUUGGGGGCCCGUAGUCAGUGAGUUCACCAGGGACCGCUGCAGGGCUCAUUCUCAUUCAACGUGUUCAUCACCGACCUGGAUGAAAGGAUCGAAUGUACCCUGAGCAGGUGCAGCUAUGGUGUCCAGAAAGCAGCUGGCAGACUUUGGCUACAAGGCGUUCUCGGGCUCCAUGAUGCUGCUGACGGUGUACGCCGGGUACCUGUGCAGCGUCCGCGUCCAGCGGAUUCUCCAGCGCCGCCGCGAGCGGGAGAACGCGCCCGGCCCCGAGAGCUGAGCCCACCCUGGGACCGGCCCUGGGAGCUGGGACCGGCCCCGAGAGCUGCGACUGGCCCCAAGAGCUGCGACUGGCCCCGCGUUCCCGGUCUCCCCUGGGCUGGGGGAGGCAGAUGGAGCGCAAUAAAACCCCUGUGAAAGUG